UACACUGGUCUAUUUAAGCCAUUUUAUAUUUAGAAUCUGAGCUCCCUAUGGCCUUAAGGCUGCCUCUUUUAAUGGGCCCUCUCCUGCAUUGAAAAUCACAGGAAGGGCACCACAAGGAUGGCGGAGGGAGGGACUGCCUCUCCAUCUUACGUUACCGCGCUACAGUCGAGUGUUGAAGUCAGCACGGAGCCCACUGCGCCAAAGAGCCUGCCUCCUCAUCCAAAUGUGAUCAAACUCCGCUCAGAGGCGCAUCAGCAUUUUACAUUUCACUGAAUCCCCCUUUUACGCACCGGUGCCUCGCUGCAGAGCCCGGGCGGCGCGGGGCAGCCCAGAGGCCGGUCUGUCUGCGCCGUGAGUGACGGCGGCAGCUGCGGAGCUGGAAGAGGAGCGUUCUCAUGGGACUCCGCGGCUUUGAAGCGCCUGAUCUGGAGGCAACGUGAGGAGCGCGCAUACCUCCAGAAAACGGUGACAACAAGACUCUCCCCGCCUGCUCCUGACAGCUGCCGAGGAGCUGACACCGGCCAGGCCCGGUGGGUAGGAGAAGGCACCGGGAGAGAAGGGGAAGAAGUCAUCUUUAAGCAGGAGCAGAGGAACCACCACCGAAGCCAGAAGGCUGCGGGUUGUAGUAUGGGAGCGCUAUGUUGUCCAGGAAGGGACUCAUUCCUGAGGAUUACCUGCUGACACGUCUGGCUGAGGAUGUCCUGCAACCAAAGUUUAAGGCGAAACCGGGAAAGGCUCGGUUCGUCGCCAAGAACGGCACCUGCAAUGUGGCGCACACCAACAUCCGAGAACAGGGCCGGUUCCUGCAGGACGUCUUCACCACCCUGGUGGAUCUAAAAUGGCUCCACACGCUCAUCAUCUUCACCAUGUCCUUCCUGUGCAGCUGGCUCCUCUUCGGGAUGAUCUGGUGGCUCGUUGCCUUUGCGCACGGCGACCUGGACCAGAGAGGAGACGACUUUGUCCCGUGCGUAACGGACAUUCACUCCUUCUCCUCCGCCUUCCUCUUCUCCAUAGAGGUCCAGGUGACCAUCGGCUUCGGAGGCCGGAUGGUCACGGAGGAGUGCGUGUCCGCCAUCAUCAUCCUGAUCGUGCAGAACAUCGUGGGGCUGGUCAUCAACGCCAUCAUGCUGGGAUGCAUCUUCAUGAAAACGGCGCAGGCCAACCGGCGCGCAGAGACGCUCAUUUUCAGCAAACACGCCGUCAUCUCUGUCCGAAACAACAAGCUGUGCUUCAUGGUCCGCAUCGGCGACCUGCGGAAAAGCAUGAUCAUCAGCGCCACCGUGCGGAUGCAGGUCGUCAGGAGAACCACCACGGAGGAGGGAGAAGUGGUGCCGCUGGACCAGAUCGACAUCCACAUGGACAACCCGGUGGGAACCAAUGGCGUCUUCCUGGUGUCUCCUCUCAUCAUCUGCCACGUGAUCGACAAGGAUAGCCCUCUGUACGAGCUGUCGGCCUCCGACCUGCAGCACGAGGACAUCGAGGUGAUCGUGGUGCUGGAGGGGGUCGUGGAGACCACCGGCAUCACCACGCAGGCCAGGACCUCCUACGUGUCGGAAGAGAUCCUGUGGGGGCAGCGCUUCGUGCCAACAGUGUCCGAGGAGGACGGCAUGUACGCGGUGGACUACUCCAAGUUCGGCAACACCGUAAAGGUUCCGACUCCUUGCUGCAGCGCCAAGAAACUGGACCAGGCGGGAGGCAUCGCUCAGUUUAAGCUGAACGAGGGCGUCACCUUGCGGUCGUCCGUGAGAAGACGGAGAGGCGCCGCAGUGGUGCGCAGGUCCAAGAUGGAGAGCCAGUAGAAGAUUCCUGGUCUAUCUGCCAGUAUUCUGUAUGAGAAGUAACUGUUAAAGCUUGAGCAUUGCGGAAUGACAAAAUCAUAUUUAUUAUAUAAUAAAUUAUGCAUCAGGGCUGCACAGUGGGGUAGUGGUUAGCACUUUCGCCUUGCAGCAAGAACAUCCCCGGUUCAAAUCCCGGGGUGGGCCUGGGAUCUUUCUGCAUGGAGUUUGCAUGUUCUCCCUGUUUAUGCGUGGGUUUUCUCCGGGUGCUUCGGCUUCCUCCCACAGUCAAAAAAUAUGCUGAGGUUAAUUGAUUACUCUAAAUUGUCCGUAGGUGUGAAUGUGAGUGUCACUGUCUGUAUAUGUAGCCCUGUGACAGACUGACGACCUGUCCAGGGUGUCCCCUGCCUUCGCCCAAGUCAGCUGGGAUAGACUCCAGCACCCCCCGCGACCCUAGUGAGGAUAAAGCGGUGUAUAGAGGAUGGAUGGAUGGACUAUGCAUCAACUGUAAUCGCUAAUCCACAUUACAUCUCUAUACAGUGAAAUGAAGCACACAAGUUUUUAACUCAGGGUCAGCGUGCAAAUGCACAAAGAUAUGGAAAACGAAAAGGGCCAAAAUUCACUUCAAUUUAUAUUAAAACAACAGAAUAUCAAAUGUACUAACUCUUAUCCUCAGAGGACUCUUAGAUGAAUACUUCUUCACCCUAAAGGCAUGAAAUUAACUUCUAUUAACAGUAACUGAAUUCUUAAAAUGGUUAAAUAUCUGUAAACAUCAAGCUGCAAGUCAUAUAAUACUGAGCAUGUCUGAAUAUUUCUGACAGUAAACACAGCAUUUAUGACACUCACAUACAAUUACACUGCAGAUUCUAGGCUAGAGUGUUCUUUAAAAAGGGUCAUCUCUACAUAAUGCAAUAAAAAUGAGGAAAAUAUACACUGCAAAAAGAAAUCCGUAAAAAAAUCAAAUCUGGCAUCUCUGCUGCCAGUAAUAAGUCAUUAAAAAUGGUUAAAUACUGUGAAAGUAACAGCAAAUGUUUGUAGAAUACUGAUAUGUUUAAAUAGAUCAUGACUGUAAUUUUAUGUACAAAUCGAUGUGGACAUUGGGUGCAUUUUUUUCUUUUUUUCUGGAAUUUUACCAAGUAUCUGUAAUUUAACAAAACAGGAAAUGGUGUAAAAUAACAUUUUAAACAUUAAUUUUCCAUCAUUGAAUCUUUAAUAAACAGAUUUUAUUAAAGAUAAUGGCAAAGAUCUGUAAAACAUUUUUUGCUGAUUUGAACCGAAUAAAAACUGAACAUUUUACAGUCAAAUGUUGUAAAAGA
Acanthochromis polyacanthus (spiny chromis) is the source of this 3091-nucleotide messenger RNA. It is a transcript of the gene kcnj11, whose product is annotated as potassium inwardly rectifying channel subfamily J member 11. Gene Ontology annotation, molecular function: ATP-activated inward rectifier potassium channel activity. The record is from RefSeq and is a predicted model, not a curated record. The transcript has a single exon. Gene Ontology annotation, biological process: potassium ion import across plasma membrane; regulation of monoatomic ion transmembrane transport. The coding region runs from base 639 to 1799 and encodes 386 amino acids. Gene Ontology annotation, cellular component: plasma membrane. Lineage: Eukaryota; Metazoa; Chordata; Actinopteri; Pomacentridae.